UCAGAAUCAGAUUCAGACGUAUGUUUAUUGUUAAGGAUAUAUAUGUAAUCAGAUAUGGUCUAGAUAGGUAUUAUACUUAGGUUUCAGUUUUCUGAACAAAUUUGUUAUUAAUAGGAAUCAUUUAUAAUAAAUAGUAGAUUUUAAUCAUUAUAUUCAAGCAUUGUUAGUUAAUAAUAGAGAUCAUUCCAAUAUAACACAAAAAUAGCACCUGUGAAUGCCGAUUCUAUUGAUUAUAAGAUAUGUAUACAAAGGCUUAGGUUACCUCUGCUUAUAAGUUCUACAUCUAGCAGUUUAUUGUUUACAGCUAGUCAAUAAAUAUAGCCGUUCCAAUUGGCAACCAGUCAGAUCUAUACAAUAGAACUAAUAUUUAAUCAGUUACAAUUUCAUUACAACUUGUAAACUAUGGAAAAUCAAAUAAGAUAUUUUUGUGAUAUUGUUAAAGAGGUAUUCAACGAUGAAAAUGUUGAGACUGAAACAUCUUCAGAACAGAUACAGGUUGAAAAAGUUAUCAGCAGAAUUUAUAAAUUGUUUGAGCGUGAUGCAUCAAUCGAUCCAAACUUACCAAAGCUCAGGAAGAAAGUACAUAGCAGAAUUUUACAUUCAUGGCUAAUGACUUUGCCUAAAAAUUAUACAUGUCUGGAUGCAAGUCGGCCUUGGCUUAUUUACUGGAUCCUGCAUGCACUAUACUUAUUAAAUGAUAUGCCCCAAGCUGAAACCCUUUCUCAUAUUGUAAAUUUCCUCAAACAAUGCCAACAUAAAGAGGGUGGGUAUGGUGGUGGUCCCUUGCAACACCCACAUUUGGGCACAACUUAUGCAGCUGUUAAUGCUUUAAGUAUAAUUGGGACAGAUGAAGCAUACAAUUCAAUAGACAGGAGCAAAUUACAAAAGUUCUUAUGGACUCUCAGGGAUGUUGAUGGAUCCUUUGCACUUCAUAAAGGAGGAGAACAGGACAUAAGAGGUGCCUAUUGUGCAACUAGUGUAUCAAAACUCACAAAUAUAUAUACAGAUGCUUUGUUUGACAAAACCGCAGAAUGGGUUGUCAGUUGCCAAACAUAUGAAGGAGGUUUUGCAGGUUGUCCUGGUAUGGAGGCACAUGGUGGUUACGCUUUUUGUGGAAUCGCCUGCUUAGCUUUACUAAAUAGAACACAAUUAUGUGAUGUGGAUGCAUUAUUAAGAUGGAGUGUAAACCGUCAAAUGCGUUUAGAGGGUGGUUUUCAAGGAAGAACAAAUAAAUUAGUUGAUGGAUGUUAUUCUUUUUGGCAGGGAGCAAUAUUACCUAUAAUCAGUGCUAUUUUAUCACAAGAAAAUAAAGAAUUAAUAGAAACUGUUUUAUUCAACCAAGGUGCCUUACAAGAAUACAUAAUAGUUUGUUGUGAAGCACCAGAGGGAGGCCUUGUUGAUAAACCGGGAAAACCUCGAGAUAUAUAUCACACAUGUUACACACUGAGUGGAUUAUCGGUAGCCCAGCAUGGCACGGGAGCAGGAGAUGCUCUAGUUAUAGGCACACCAAAUAAUGAACUCAACAGAGUACAUCCUUUGCACAACAUUGCACCCCACCUCGUAUAUAAUGCAAUACAUUAUUUUAUAAGACAUCCUCCUCCAGUGAAAGGUGAUGAAAAAUAAUUGUACAACAAACCAAGUUCAGUAUUUGGCGAACGGUAUGGAACUUAAAUAAAUACUGCCAUCUGCAAACUAA
Messenger RNA from Zerene cesonia (dogface butterfly), 1696 nucleotides. It is a transcript of the gene Fntb, whose product is annotated as protein farnesyltransferase subunit beta. The transcript has 4 exons. Gene Ontology annotation, molecular function: protein farnesyltransferase activity. The record is from RefSeq and is a predicted model, not a curated record. Lineage: Eukaryota; Metazoa; Arthropoda; Insecta; Lepidoptera; Pieridae. The coding region runs from base 403 to 1623 and encodes 406 amino acids. Gene Ontology annotation, cellular component: protein farnesyltransferase complex. Gene Ontology annotation, biological process: protein farnesylation.